UUUUGUAUUUCUUAUUUAGCAAAAGCGGCAAGGUUAAUUUGCUUUCAAAUUUCAGCGAAGCCUAUUUAAUUGAUUUCUUACCAUGUAGCGGUAAAUUGGAAAAACUGCUGGUUCAUCGGCCACUUCACUUUUAUAAGCCACUACACACCCCGGCGAAUGGCCAAACCGUCCUUUGCUAUUAUCUUCACGAUCCAAUUAAGCAUCGAUUGUUCGAUUGGCGAUGUCGGAGAAGAGGGAAUGCGGCCACAACUACGGCGAGUGCGAGCGGCGCCGGAUUUACCGCCGAAUCAUCGCUUGCAUCCUCUUCCUGAUCACGCUCGUUCUCCUCAUCGUCCUCAUCGUCUGGCUCGUCCUCCGACCCACCAAGCCCCGCUUCUACCUCCAAGACUCCUCCCUCGUCCAGCUCAACCUCACUGCCGACGCCGCCAUCCUCACCUCCGUCCUCCAGGUCACCAUCUCCCCCUGCAACCCCAACGACCGCAUCGGGAUCUUCUACAACCGCCUCGUGGUCUACGCCCGCUACCACAGUCAGCAGAUCACCACCUCCACCGUGCUCCCCGCCGUCUACCUGGCCCCCAACGAACAAGUCAUCUGGUCCCCUUUUCUCUGGGGCAACUCUGUCCCCCUCGACCCCAACCUCGCCGUUGCUCUGUGCCAGGACAAGAAAGCGGGGUACGUCCUCCUCUCUGUGGUCGUAGACGGCCGCCUCCGGUGGAAGGUCGGCACAUGGAUCUCCGGCUGGUACCACCUCCACGUCAACUGCCCCUUGUUUCUGGUGCGGAAGGCUGGAUUCGACGACUACUGGUGGUUCCAGCAGAGCACCCAGUGCCUCGUCGACGUCUGAUCGAUGGAAAUCUGCUCGAUCCAAUACCUUGCUUGCUUACGUUCGCGCUUAGAGUUGAGCCUUCCCAUAUCGUGUUUGUUGCACUGUCUUCUAAGGCAGGGACUACGCAACUCUGCCUUCCAUGGUCGUAACCGGUGUUCUUACAAAUCUUAUUGAGCCGGAAGUUUAAUCUAUUAAAUCGUAAAAAAAAAAGUCUUUAUCUCAUAAAAGCUCAAUCUCACAACCACCGACUAUUUCGGAUUGGUACUCGAUUAGGG
Messenger RNA from Zingiber officinale, 1101 nucleotides. Its product is annotated as NDR1/HIN1-like protein 1. Gene Ontology annotation, biological process: defense response to other organism. The record is from RefSeq and is a predicted model, not a curated record. NCBI's taxonomy places the organism in Eukaryota, Viridiplantae, Streptophyta, Magnoliopsida, Zingiberales, Zingiberaceae. The transcript has a single exon. Bases 221 to 844 code for a protein of 207 amino acids.